AUGGAUUUUCUCCCUAGGGUGUGUGGAUCAUACGAGGCMAUGGGUCUUGGACGAAUCAGCGAAGCGCUGCAAGACUUUACUGGUGGUGUAAUAGAGAUUAUAGAUGUUAAUGAACAAAACCGGYCGAAYCUGUUUAAUAUCAUAUCAAAAGCUCAUGAAAGACAAUCUCUGAUGGGAUGCAGCAUUGAGUCACAAAGCCUCUCCAAUUCAGGCGUUGAAGGUUACCUUGACAACGGGCUUAUAACUAAACAUGCUUACUCGAUCACUGGAGUGACCAAGGUUUCUUUAACCUGUAUUCGAGGAAGACCGGAUGUAGAACUGCUACGGAUAAGAAACCCCCAUGCUAAUGAAGCUGAAUGGAAGGGAGCCUGGUCAGACAGGUUGGUGUUUUAA
Messenger RNA from Actinia tenebrosa (Australian red waratah sea anemone), 393 nucleotides. RefSeq names its product calpain-9-like. The record is from RefSeq and is a predicted model, not a curated record. Gene Ontology annotation, cellular component: cytoplasm. Lineage: Eukaryota; Metazoa; Cnidaria; Anthozoa; Actiniaria; Actiniidae. Gene Ontology annotation, molecular function: calcium-dependent cysteine-type endopeptidase activity; calcium ion binding. Gene Ontology annotation, biological process: proteolysis.